Messenger RNA from Plasmodium coatneyi, 1407 nucleotides. RefSeq lists its product as uncharacterized. The coding region runs from base 1 to 1407 and encodes 468 amino acids. The transcript has a single exon. NCBI's taxonomy places the organism in Eukaryota, Apicomplexa, Aconoidasida, Haemosporida, Plasmodiidae. The record is from RefSeq and is a predicted model, not a curated record.
AUGAACAAGCUCCUGUCUUUGGCCCUCUGCCUCUACGCCGUGGCGGCCGUCAGACCACCCAACGCUCGAUAUGAAAGUGUGUCCAAACACUUAAACGAGGAGCUAGGAAGGAGAAGUAACUCCAAUAACGGGAAAUCAUUUAACUUAGAAGAAAGCAUCAAAUAUGAAAGGAAGAAUAAUUACGAGCUCUAUGUUGACUCGGAUGGAGAGCUACAGCAGGAACGCUUUGGAGUGAAAGAACCCAGACAGUUACUAAAAAAAAAUGUCGACCAUUUAAGGUAUCUGAUUAACGACUUGGAAGUCCUCACAGGGGUGUACAAAUUCAACGCGAGAGACAAGGAAAAGGUAUUAAAGGAAACAUUGAAGCCGGAGUCUCUUUGCUUUACCAUGUUGGGUCUCCUAUCCAACAACAUUAACAAGGUCCUACCAGUGGAAGACUCUCCCAUCUACGGAUUGCUAAUCAAGGGAGAAAGAAACACCAGCACGAAUGAAGUAAACACAGAACUAUCCAUAUAUGCAAUUCUAUCAAAUCUGUCAGUGUAUGUUGGUGAGUUUAAGUUCCCCAGUUUGAAGACUGCCCCGUAUGAGAUCCCCUUCCUGGUUGGCUACUACAACAAUAAAGGGAACGGAUUCGGAAACAAAACGUUUUCCUACCUUUGCCCUUUACCAACGUUUCUAAUUGAUGUCGUAAGGACUACCAAGUUUGGACUGAAGUUCAAUUUUAAUGGAACCGACUUGGACGCGCAAGAGUUGUUUCCUGCUUCGCUGACACACUGGAUCGAACAACCUUCCAUGGUGCCUGUCCAGACGGGAGACAAGUAUGAAAGCGAGAGAAAGGCCAUGGUAGAGGUGCUCAAUAAAGAAGCCAAGGAUGUGACAUACAGAAAGGUGCACGACACGGGGAUGAUUGAAGGAGUCGGCAUUGUGAAGGCGCAAGAAAGAAUACUAGCCUCCACUUCCUUUUCCAAUAUGAGGGAGACGGUGAAAAGUUUCCUGUCCAGCGGGGGAAAAACGCCCAUGGAUGGAUCUUCCAGUGCACUUUACUUUUUGGCCCUGAGUCAGAAGUUGUUUGGGAAGACAAAAGACACAGCGCAGAAAAGAGUAACCCGUGUGGAGGUCUCCAAUGUGGUGCAAAACAAGGGUGGGUUCUUACAAGGGUAUAGUCUGAAGCUAACUCUAGAGGAUUCCACGUUUGUGGCGAUCGAGGCAAACGUACAAGGGAAGAACAUACUAGUGCCAGGCAAGAUGAGCAGUGGUGCCGCUUCGAUGGAAGUGCCCGUGGCUUACGGGAUCAGCGUGGGCGGUGGUGCAGGGCUGACCUACAGCUUCGCAGGUUUAUCCUUCGACCUGAGCAGCGCCCUUCCCUACAGCAUGAACAGCUUAGCAUCCUUCGUGAGCGCCGUGUAA